Molecule: messenger RNA, 3829 nt
Organism: Anthonomus grandis grandis
Lineage: Eukaryota; Metazoa; Arthropoda; Insecta; Coleoptera; Curculionidae
Exons: 10
Coding region: 305-1951 (548 amino acids)
Source: RefSeq, a predicted model, not a curated record
UUCAGUCAGUCUGACGAGAACUGUUUGAGAGGCCGGGUUUGUGCUGCUUAUUCGACCGGGGGAACGGACGGCGCGACUAUAAUAUACGUGACGUGUUUUUAUUUUCGGCCUUUUUUUUUGGCUGCUCUAAAGGGGUUUUUUUUGGUGGUAUUGGAAUAAAGGCUCUUUUGUGUGAUUAUGGUGGUCAUGUUAUUGUGAUUGAUGAGUGGAGUGUUUGUAUUAAGCGGAUGCGAUUUGAAUUGAUAUUUGGGCUUUUCGUGCCAAUUGGAAUUUGUUUUCUAGGAAGAUCCCCCUCGGUUCCACAAUGAUUCUACAAGGUAACCGGGGCGGGAGGUUCCUAACCAAAGUUGUCACCUUGGGGUUCCUGUGGGGUCUCAUCAUCUACACCGUGCUACAAUUUAGGGCGAUCAAGCUCGAUGUUCCUAUGCCGCACUUGAAUAGUCGGUAUCUACUACAAAAAAGACUGGACACACUAACCCGUCAUGACUCAACUACAGAAGCCAUCGAUCUCGAGCCCUCAGUGGACAAAAGCCCCUCCCUAUCGGAGGAUAACCUGAUCCAGGAUAUCCAGGAAAGACUUCCUAACCUACCUAUCGUCUACUGGAGCCAACACAAGAACCAACCUAUGGGACUGAAUAGCACUUGUGCCAGGUUUCCAAGUAUUCUGGACAUAGAGUUCAACAACAACUACUGGCAAACCUUGAAAACUUCUAAUGGCACUUUUCACCUUUUCGGCGCUUAUUUGGACAAAAGGAAGAAUAACAGGCUCGGACCUACUGUUCGGAUUUUAGGAAUGAUCGAUAGGAUCGAGCCCACUGUGAUAACGCACUGUCAAUUUUGGUUUGAUGGUAAGAAAGAGCCUGUGAUAUCCAAGAGUUUUGAAUAUAAAUAUGUGUGGUAUAAAAAAUGGGGUAAUUACAAGCAAGGAAUCUUUCAGCCAUAUUUGAUCGCCUGCGUUAUCCCUCAGGCAUAUAACUCCAAGGUGCCACAGUCGAUAUCUCUAGUCGAAAAACCUUGCGACAAUGCCCCUAAUAAUCUCAAAGUUAUAUUUAAUAUGCCCAGAAACAAGAAAGACUUUGCAGUUUGUGUUAAGGGUCUAGAUUUUCUACACGAAGAUCUCUCGGUACGACUAGUAGAAUGGAUCGAGCUACUUAACCUCCUCGGAGCGGAUAAAAUUUUCUUAUACGAACUGCAAGUGCAUCCCAAUAUUACUAAAGUACUGAAGCACUAUCAACAGGAAGGAAAGGUUCAUGUGACACCAAUUACACUGGCAGGCAUAUUACCCAACGCACCCGCCUUGCAGCACUAUUUCCUUUCAAAAAAGACCAACCACAAGAGACAGAAUGAAUUGAUACCAUAUAACGAUUGUUUUUACAAGCAUAUGUAUGAAUAUAAGUAUAUUGCACUAUUGGAUAUCGAUGAGGUCAUAAUGCCUUUGGAAGAAACCUCUUGGAAGGAUUUAAUGGACAAAGUCCUCAAGAAGGCUAAAGACGAGAAGGCUUCAUAUAAUGUUAGAAAUGUGUAUUUCUUAGAUGAUCUUAUACACGAUCAUGGCUGGUUUAAAGAAAUUCCUAAGUAUAUGCACAUGAUGCAACACGUAUACCGGACAAAGAACUUCACUAAACCCGGUCAGUACGUCAAGUGUUUCCAUAAUACUGAAAAGGUGCUGACGCUUCACAACCAUUUUCCAUUAAGCUGCCUUGGGAGCAGUUGCACCUCGUAUGCGGUUGAGACAGGCGAUGCGCAGUUGCAGCAUUAUCGGGCCGACUGCGUGAAAACCUUAAAGAAAAGUUGCGAGGAAUUCAGAAAAACCUCCGUAAUGGACGUGACCAUAUGGAAGUUCAAAGAGCCCUUAAUCCAAAGGGUCAGCUCGACCUUAAGGACUUUAGGUUUUUUCAAUAAUCCCAAUAAUAAUGUCGAUUUAACCGGUAACAGUAUACGAAAAAGAUAGUAGUUUAGACUCUGAAAUACUGCUAAAGUGAUAACUGUAUAGAAUGUCACAUUCUUAACAGAUUUUUGGCAUAUAUUAUUAAUCGAACUCCGACUGUACGAAGCCAAAAAUUCGUUAUGCUAAGAUAAUUAUUGUGAUAUAAAUAAUAUCUUUAACAAUUUAACAUGUAAGUGUAAAAAUGCUGUGUCGAGUAACUACCAGUGCCUUUUGACGAGACUAGAAGUGUAAAAAAUGAGGUUUUGGUGUCGUACUAGAAUAGUAUCAACUUUUUCUUGAAGCUCUAGUUAGAGGUUAUGUUAGGGUGCUAGCAUUGAUGUGACGUCUACUGAUUGACGUAGAUGACACUAGUUUUAAGAGAAACGUUGGCACGUUUUAAUAGAUUGACGAAUUAGCAGUCAGUAUAGUCAAAAUUUACGCUGAAAACGUUUGCAAAUCUUAAAAUGACAAGUUUUUAUGGCAAUUUUACUAUAGAAAGAAUUAGGUUUAAGAAGGCUCUGAUUCAAAAAUGACAGAUGCCAAUACGAUACAUUACGCACCAUUGUUUCCAGAUUAUGAAGCCGAGUACCUUGCAAAAUUCUACUUCAUUAAAAUUUGACGUGAACGAAUCUAUCGCCAAAAAGCAAAUACGUCUUGCAACUUCAGCUUAAUUUACAAACUAACUAGUUAAGAACUAAAUGGCAACAAUGGUGUUGCUCAUAUCUGAUAUUUAAGUAACCAACGUUGCCAGAAUGUUUUCAUAUAUUAAAUUCUGAAUUCCAGUCUUGCCAGUUUAAUAAAUGAUAUGGAAGAAAAUGUUAAGAAAAUUAAGAGAGACUUUACGCAAACUUCUGACCAAGGGAAAGGAAUAUAUUUAUUUUACAUUCUGCACAUUGGAAGGUAGCCAUUUUAUGGUGACACAAUUCAUUAGAAACUAAAUUUACUUGUUUAUCCGAUGUUGCCAAAAUAUUUUUAGUUUAAGUAUCUUACUGGAUUAGAUUAAUAUAUAACUAUUAUUCAUUGACAAAAUGUUCUUACACUUUUUAAGACAGAGAGACAACGGAUAGGAUAAGAAUUUGGAUGGAUUGAGGUUGUGUUGGAAAUUUUAAUUAUUAUUUAAAACUGACGACAUCCGAAUAAGUAUAUCAAUUUAGCAGCAACUUUGUGCUCCAAUCUUCUUACUUAGAAUUUAUUAUGUUUGUUAGUAAAAGCAUCAGCUGAUACCAAAAUCUUAUUUUUUAUUACUCAAAUUGACACGUGUCUAGAUGCGAAAAUCCCUUUUCAGACAUCGUAAAUUAACGAUUUUAUAAAACCAGUGUACUAUUUUAUUUUUUACGUUAAGUUCAUCAUUGUAAAGUUCCGCUUAUUAUGUUAUAUUUGCUCAAAACGACUUGUAGAUACGUUAUUCUUGAUCCUAUUUAAUUUUAAGUUCAUUGAAGGCCAUUUUGUUGUAAAUAUUCAUUAGGUUAUUAGUGUAAAUAAAUAUAAACUACUUACAUAUAUUAUGCAUAUGUACUAAGUGCCUCAGUCGGUAUAAUCAGCUGAGACACCGGGUAUAUAAAUAUCGGGCUGUAAAUACAUAUUUACAAGGGUUUAGGUAAAUUUGGACCAAUGAAAGCAAUUUUUUUCUAGAAUACGGAAAUUAUAUGAUAUAUUUUAUAUAAUAUGUACGCUUGCAUUUUUUUUUUAUAUAUAUACAAACUUAUAAUAUUGUGAUGCCUCUUAUUAUUUAUUGCCUUGUUAUCAUAUAAAUUAAUUGCCAGUAAAAUGAAUCAUAUUUGAAUUUCCGGAAAUUCAUCCUAUUAAUAAAAUAUAUUUUUUAUCGUAUUUGGACUUAAAAUUGUUUUAGUUUUAUUGUUUUAUUUAUUGUGCUCUAGAAAAUAAAAUUAUAUUUAAAAAAGA